GGGGCGGGGCGGGAUGGCGGGCGCGGGGCCGCCCGUGCCCACGUGCCUGCUGCUGGGGGCGGCGGGCGGCGGCAAGAGCCUGUUGGCCCGGCGGCUCCGCCAGCUGAGCGCCGAGGAGGGGGCUGCGGAGCUGGGCAAGCCCCCGGCCACGCUGCCCACGGUGGGCACCAACCUGACCGACCUGCGGCUGCCGCGGAAGGUGACGGUCCGGGAGCUGGGCGGCUGCAUGGGCCCCAUCUGGCCCAGCUACUACGGCGAGUGCAGCGCUGUCCUGUUCGUCGUCGACGCCGCCAACCCCACCCAGCUCUCGUCGUCCUGCGUCCAGCUGCUGUCCGUCCUCUCCGCAGCGCAGCUCGCCUCCGUGCCCGUGCUGGUCCUCUUCAAUAAGAUUGACCUGCCCUGUUACAUGUCACUGGUGGAGAUGAAGUCGCUGUUCCGCAUGCAGGACAUCGUCUCCUGCGCCACGCAGCCCGUCACGAUGCUGGAGACCAGCGCUCGCGACGGCACUGGCCUGGCCGACGUCCUGCAGUGGCUUCGGGCCACCCUUGGAGACCCCCGCUGACCCUGCCCCCCGGGCGAGUCCUGCCACUGAGCAGACGCUCUGCGUGGGGCUGGGAGCGGGGCGGCGGGCGGGGGAAGGAGCCCUGUGGGGCUUUACAGUAAAACUUCCACUGUGCUGU
Grus americana (Whooping crane) is the source of this 680-nucleotide messenger RNA. It is a transcript of the gene ARL16, whose product is annotated as ADP ribosylation factor like GTPase 16. NCBI's taxonomy places the organism in Eukaryota, Metazoa, Chordata, Aves, Gruiformes, Gruidae. The record is from RefSeq and is a predicted model, not a curated record. The transcript is spliced from 5 exons. The coding region runs from base 14 to 562 and encodes 182 amino acids. Gene Ontology annotation, molecular function: GTP binding; GTPase activity.